UCACUGCUGGGCACUGACUGGCGGCCUGACUGGCACAACCCCUGGGCACUGGUGGGUGGCACUGACUGGCAGCACUGCUGGGCUGCACUGGUGGGUGGCACUGGUGGGCAGCACUGGUGGGUGGGCACAGGUGGGUGGGGUGGGCACAGGUGGGUGGCACUGCUGAGCACAGGUGGGUGGCACUUCUGGGCACAGGUGUGUGACACUGCAGAGUGGCACAGGUGGGUGCACUGCUGGGCACAGGUGGUUGCACUGCUGGGCACAGGUGGGCGAAACUUGCGGGUGGCACUGCUGGGCACCGAUCAUCAGGGCACUGAUCAUCAGUGCCCUGAUGAUCGGUGCCGAUCCCCGCACUGACAACUGGCAGUUCUCGGCAGUACUUUCCUCACGAUCUGACAGCGUGAGGAAAGUGCAGCCGAGAACCGGCACUUGCAU
Molecule: messenger RNA, 435 nt
Organism: Staurois parvus
Lineage: Eukaryota; Metazoa; Chordata; Amphibia; Anura; Ranidae
Source: the annotation of a GenBank genome assembly